Camellia sinensis is the source of this 1179-nucleotide messenger RNA. Its product is annotated as inactive protein RESTRICTED TEV MOVEMENT 1. The record is from RefSeq and is a predicted model, not a curated record. Gene Ontology annotation, molecular function: carbohydrate binding. NCBI's taxonomy places the organism in Eukaryota, Viridiplantae, Streptophyta, Magnoliopsida, Ericales, Theaceae.
AAAAGCAGCUUAAGGGUGAAGGAACCAGGAAAUUAGAUCGGAACCCACCGUUGACGCUUUUCUCUCUCCUCGCCAUUUCACUCUGGCUUUGAUAGUCUCUCUCUCUCUCUCUCUCUCACACACACACACACACACACACAGGUUAAUGCGAAUCUAUAUGUUUGGAUCAUGGAUUUGGGUCGUGAUUUGAAAAGAGAAGGCGAAAAGUUUUGCAGAGUUAAAAUCAUGAUGAAAACUGGCUUUGCGCAAUACCUUAGUGGAGAAGUUUGGGAUCACAAAGGGAAAACAGAGCUUGUACAGAUUUUUAUUUCACGUGGUGAUUAUGGUAUUAAUUUCUUGCAAUUCCAGUAUGUUGAAAACGGAAAUUUGGUUUUGUCUGAGCCCUCUCUCUCCAUGAACAUUGGAAACAGAUUUGAAACUGUUAAGCUCAAUUAUCCAGAUGAGUUUUUGACAUCAAUAUCUGGUAGUUAUAGCAUUACUUAUGGCUACAAAGUUACUUCUAUCACAUUUGAUACAAACCAAGGCCAUUACGGACCAUUUGGACAGCAACACCAGUGUGAUAGGGAGUUCAUCUUUCAAAUGGGGCAGGACAGACAGUUUGGUGGAUUUCACGGCAGUACUAAGUGUGGAGAACUUGAAUCUAUUGGGGUAUAUGUCAAGCCAAUCACUACUCUAAACAACCCUGGUGGAAAAGUUAAAGAAGAGAGAUUGAUGAGUUAGCGGAACUCAUGGACAGUGUUCAUCCCAUUACCCCUGCAUCAGAGUCUAGAAUUCUUGGUUAUUUGAAUGGGAUGAUGGACUUAUCACUACUCUUCUCUUGUUGGUGGUUGUGAGUGUGGCAUGCAGUUCAGUUCGUCUGCAUUUUUAUUCUAGUUUCUUUGUGUGUUUUUUGGUUUUUUUGUUUCUUGCACUCGAACUUUCUGUUGUUUUCCUUGUUGAUAGGGAAGGCCUUUUGGUUUGCUGGGAAAGAUUGGAAUUUUAAUUUUAGUUCUUAAUCAAGUUGGUAUGAUUAUUGAAAUAUGCUGCAGUUCAGUUUGUCUGCAGUUCUAUUCUAGCUUAUUUGUGUUUGCAUACAUGUAUUUAUUCUUUCUCCAUGUCUUGUGUGCGAACUAUCUGUUGUUUUCCUUGUUGAAAGUAAAGCCUUCUAUUUCGUCAAAAAAUAUUGGAAUAUUCAUUUUA